Molecule: messenger RNA, 1256 nt
Organism: Aspergillus alliaceus
Lineage: Eukaryota; Fungi; Ascomycota; Eurotiomycetes; Eurotiales; Aspergillaceae
Exons: 3
Coding region: 97-1164 (355 amino acids)
Source: RefSeq, a predicted model, not a curated record
GGGCAAUAAAAAUAAAGUAGAAUUAAAUCUCCUCUAAUUGUUCCAUCCCAUCUCCUAUCUUCCCCCAAGGCCACACGAAUCCCCUCAACCGCAACAAUGGGCCUAGACAACGUCCCCCAAGCCCAAGCCGUAACCGUAAGUCUUAAAGACCUCAUCAACGGCACCGUCUCCUUCGAAACCCUCACCGAAGCCUUCGGUCCCUCCUCCCUAGGCAUAAUCGUCGUCAAAGACCUAAACCCCGAAUUUCAACGUCUCCGCACCCAAGUCCUCUCCAAUGCAUCAUACCUCGCAUCCCUCCCCUCCUCCGACCUAGAAUCCCUAACUAGCCCCGCAGCAAAAUACCUCGUGGGCUGGUCCUGCGGCAAAGAAACCCUCCGAUCAGGCCACUUCGACACCCUCAAGGGCUCCUUCUACGUCAACUGCGCAUUCUACCAGGACCCCUCGCUCCAGGGCGCCCCCGCUGACGCCUUCCCCGAUCUCUCCGAAUACACCGCGCCCAAUAUCUGGCCCCCCAAGGAGACUUUGCCUACGUUCCGGCCGGCGCUGGAGGAGCUCUGCACGCUCAUUAUUGAUACGGCAGCGCUGGUGGCAAGGGCGUGUGAUCGGUACGCGGGGGCGAAUAUUGAGGGGUAUAAAGAUGGGUAUUUGGAGCAUGUUGUACGGACGAGUUUGACAACGAAGGCGAGGUUGUUGCAUUAUUUUCCUGCGGAGGGAGGUGAGGGUAAGAAUGCGGGUGUUGGGGAGGGGGAGGGUGAUGAUGAUUGGUGUGCGACGCAUUUGGAUCAUGGGUGUUUGACAGGGUUGACGUCGGCUAUGUUUGUUGAUGAGGCGAGGACUACAGAGGCGGGGAGGGAAUUGGAGGAGUUGGAUGUGUCGCCGGAUCCGAAGGCUGGGCUUUAUAUCCAGUCGCGGACCGGUGAGGUAGUUAAGGUUAACAUUCCGAGGGAUUGUUUGGCGUUUCAGACCGGGGAGGCGUUGGAGCUUAUUACUAGGGGAAAGUUUAGGGCUGUGCCGCAUUUUGUGAAGGGUGCUCGGCCUUCUGAGGGGAGGCGCAUUGCGAGGAAUACGUUGGCGGUGUUUACACAGCCGAAUUUGGGCGAGGAGGUGGAGAGUGGGAAGAGUUUUGGGGAGUUUGCGAGGGAGGUUGUGGCUAGGACUUAUUAGGGCAUUAUUUUCUUUUUGGUCUAUUAGUGAGAGGGUUGGUGGUUCAGAGUUAAGUUUUAUUAUGACGAUGGUGUGCGUAUAGUUAUGAGUUC